UUUAUAUUGGCAUUCUGUUUUUAAUUAAUUGGCUUUAGUGAAAAUCCACGUUUCAGUUUUUUACUCCGGUAGAUCCAGAGAAAUGACGCUUUUAGUCUGAAGAAAGAAAACCCCGACUGGAAAUCUUCUACAGACACAACAUGAUGGCAAGUUCCUCAUAUGGAGAGAAAUGAUUAAGCCACUGAACUUGACAUUAAGAACAGGCUAGCCGUCUACUUGAUCGGGUGGGUCGGGAGCGGGUUAAAGUGAGCUACAGGCAGCACUCGACUGCAGUUGGACCGCCGAGAACACUGACGUGUUUGUGAUAUUAUUGGACUAGAAAUUACAGUGUGGUAACAACUAGCCAUAGGCUAACAUUAUGGUGAAUAACGGAAAGCCAGUAGGACUCUACUCGGGACAUAUGUAAGAUUCAACGCGGCUAUUAUCUGAAUGGUACUUGGCUAUAAAAUAUUUCCCCGUGGGCAGUUGUGCGGUUUAAAGGCUCAGCUUCAAAUGGGACGGGCGAGCCUUGAGGAUGGGGCUGACUAUUGUGACGGGGGUACGUGUUUGUUUCGCCCUUUAGCCCGAUGAAUUAGCCUUUCCUAGCACAGCUAUGUAUCAGAGGUGGAAAGUGUGUUUUUCCACAUCAGGCAGGAGAUGCUGGACGCAUACACGUCAGCACCUCCCCAGACAACGGUAGCAUUCAUACAUUAACACGGUUCACCGCAGAGCUAAACUCUCCCUACGGGAACGUCAAGCAGCAAUGGCUGUGAAAUCAAGGAGACCGUGGAGCACCGUGAUUGUCGGCGUCUUUCUGGGCUUCACCGCGUCCUCUUGGCUAUUCGUACCUCAGGUUCUGGAAAGUAAAAGGAAAAAAUCUCCCGUGUGUUUGUACAACAGUGACGCCUCCGUCGGUAAAGGUCCUGCCAUCCUCGGGAACACCGCGGGUUCCAAAGACCGGGACAGCCCGCUGUUCAGCCAGGAGGACGGGGUAUUCAGUACGGGGAACAGUAGCGGAGAUACCGGGGCACCCAUAAGCAGACCAACGCAUUUCCUCUAUGUCGGCGUGAUGACAGCGAAGAAAUAUGUGCGGUCUCGCGCCGUGGCUGCGUACCAGACCUGGGCGAGCUCCAUACCCGGGAAGGUGGAGUUCUUCUCGAGCGCGGGGACUGGCACCGUCCUGGUACCCGUCCCCGUCCCGGUGGUGUCCCUGGCAGGUGUGGACGACUCGUACCCGCCACAGAAGAAGUCCUUCAUGAUGCUCAAGUACAUCCACGACCACUACCUGGACAAGUACGAGUGGUUCAUGCGGGCAGAUGAUGAUGUUUAUAUAAGAGGUGAGAAGCUGGAGUUGUUCCUGCGCUCGCUGAAUAGCAGCAAGCCUCUUUACCUGGGCCAGACAGGCCUGGGCAUGGCCGAGGAGCUGGGCAGGCUGGCCCUGGAGCCCGGAGAGAACUUCUGCAUGGGAGGCCCGGGGAUGAUUUUCAGUAGAGAGGUUCUACGCAGGAUGGUCCCUCACAUCAACACCUGUCUGAGGGAGAUGUACACCACCCACGAGGAUGUGGAAGUGGGCCGCUGUGUGCGACGCUUUGGAGGAACACAGUGUGUGUGGUCGUAUGAGAUGCAGCAGCUCUUCUACGAGAACUAUGAACACAACAAGAAGGGUUUCAUUGAAGAACUUCACAGCAGCAAGAUCCACAACGCCAUUACGCUUCACCCCAACAAAAAGCCUACCUACCAGUACCGGCUUCACAGCUUCAUGCUGAGCCGCGAGAUCUCCAGGCUCUGUUACCGCAGUAUCCUGCUCCACCGCCAAGGCCUGAUGAUGAGUUCCCUCAGCGAUACAGAGGUACAGUGGGAGGACCAACAGCUGGGCUCCCCACCUUCCUACAUGCGCUAUAAGCCCAAUGAGAGACAUGAUGUCAUUGAAUGGGAUUUCCUGACUGGCCGCCAUGUUUAUUCUGCUGCUGAGAACAAGAUUGCCCGGCAAAGCCUUGGGAACUCGCUUCGGACCGCACUAGAAGGCAUUAUACUCCAGGUCAUGGAAAUGAUUAACGAGAAUUCGAAAACGCGUGGCCGUGUCAUUGACUUUAAAGAGAUCCAGUAUGGCUAUUACAGGGUGGAUCCAAUGCAUGGCGCGGAAUACAUCAUAGACUUACUGCUUCUGUACAAGAAACAUAAGGGACGCAAAAUAACAGUGCCUGUGAGGCGCCACGCUUACCUUCAGCAGUCCUUUAGCCGACCCUUCUUUAGUGAAACCGACGAGUUAGAUGUGGCUGAGCUCGUGGCUGCCAUCAACUCUGAAUCCCAAUCCCUGUCUUUCCUGUCCAACUCUCUGAAGUUCUUGUCACCUUUCCAGGUCCACGAAUCAAACAGGGACAUGUGGGAGCAAAGCCAGAGGAAGGUCAACAUCCUUGUUCCAUUAUCUGGUCGCUAUGACACCUUUGUCCGCUUCAUGGAGAACUUUGAGAAAGUGUGUUUGAUACCCAAACAAAACGUUAAGCUCUCCAUUGUUCUGGUGGACAAUGAGAGCAGUCAGAUCAGAGGAAGACACAUCCAGUUAGUCAAAGACUUCUACAGGAAGUAUCCCAAAGCUGACCUGUCCAUAAUCCCCAUGACGGGCAACUUUUCCCGAGGACUGGCUCUUGAACUGGGCUCCUCACAACUUCGUAAUGACUCUCUACUCUUCUUCUGCGAUGUCGAUCUUAUCUUUAGUGGUGAUGCCUUGCAACGCUGCAGAGACAAUGCUGUCCAAGGGAGACAAGCCUAUUUCCCUGUUGUCUUUAGUCAGUACAACCCCAAGAUAGUGUAUUCGGAGAAGGCCCCGAGAGAAAACAAGUUUGUGCUGACCAAGAAAAGUGGUUUCUGGCGAGAUUAUGGAUUUGGAAUCGCCUGUGUUUUCAAGAGUGAUUUACUCAAAGCUGGAGGUUUUGACACCUCGAUCUUGGGCUGGGGACUGGAAGAUGUGGACCUGUUCACAAAAGUGAUUAAUUCAGGUUUAAAAGUGUUACGCAGCCAAGAACCAGGGAUUGUCCACAUUUAUCAUCCCGUCCACUGCAACACAAGUCUGGAGCAGAAGCAACACAAGAUGUGCCUUGGCUCAAGAGCAAGUACGUUUGCAUCGACAAUGCAGUUAGCAGAGCUGUGGCUGGAGAAACACAUAGAGACAGGGUAUAACAGAACUUCAUCCUGACCUCCCAGCCCUCCUGGACUCCUCCAUACAAGUUGACCUCAGUUCUGCUUGAAUGCAUACAGCGAUGUGCUGUGUGGUGGUUUGUAGUGUGACUGUCGAUCAGAGGUCUUUGUAGGCUGGAAGAUUUGACCCAGAAAGGAUGCGGGACUCCAAAACGGAGAUGGAUAUAACCAAUUAAGACCACACACGACUCCGUUCCAAACUGACCUGACAGCAGGUGGACCAUGCUCAAUGGGCUCCAGAGGAAAUAGUCCACAAACAGAACCGAGUUUAGGCUUGCUGCACCCAAUUUGUUGAAAGCCAGUGUAGAAACAACAAGAGGCUGCUACCUUAUCCAGUUCCUUAGCAGCUGGGAAACCACUGACUGAAUACAAAUUGGCUGUUAAAUGGUACAUUGCACAUGUACAGUUCACUUCAGCAUUAGCGAUUUUUGAUUUAUUUUUUACUGUGCCAAUGAUGCAAAUAUAGAGCUUUAGGACUUUUAUUGCAGUUCCUUAGGGUUUGGGUCAGGGGUAACUAACUCUCUUAACAUUUUUAUUACAUGUAUAAAUGAAGGCUGGUUUGGGCUGUCCCAAGGUUGGGAUUCUUUUUUUACAUGACCCAAAGAACAUACAUGACGGGUGAUAAAGAAUAAAAAAAAAA
This is a messenger RNA of Perca fluviatilis (European perch), 3814 nucleotides long. RefSeq names its product chondroitin sulfate synthase 3 (gene chsy3). The record is from RefSeq and is a predicted model, not a curated record. Lineage: Eukaryota; Metazoa; Chordata; Actinopteri; Perciformes; Percidae. The coding region runs from base 743 to 3172 and encodes 809 amino acids. The transcript is spliced from 3 exons. Gene Ontology annotation, molecular function: glucuronosyl-N-acetylgalactosaminyl-proteoglycan 4-beta-N-acetylgalactosaminyltransferase activity. Gene Ontology annotation, cellular component: Golgi cisterna membrane.